Molecule: messenger RNA, 285 nt
Organism: Bipolaris maydis ATCC 48331
Lineage: Eukaryota; Fungi; Ascomycota; Dothideomycetes; Pleosporales; Pleosporaceae
Source: RefSeq, a predicted model, not a curated record
AUGAAUCCAGAGAAUCAGCAAUGGAGAUGCAGCGGGCAGGAGUCUACCUGCCAGAAUUCCGCUGGAACAACCAGGGCUUCUGGACUCUGCCAACUCAUGAGAGGCUCACUCCGUGGCCCAGGCGAGUGGUGUUUCCCAGGUACCUCAAGCACCCCCGCCAUGAACACGAUCUUCAACAACGAGAAGUGUGUGCAGCAGUGGGGUUCCGAGUGGAGCAAGGGUGUUUGCAGGCCCGUCUCGCUCUGCCAGGGGGCGGGCGGUCCUGACUACUACAAGAUCUGCUAA